This is a messenger RNA of Exaiptasia diaphana, 1332 nucleotides long. RefSeq lists its product as uncharacterized. The transcript has 2 exons. The record is from RefSeq and is a predicted model, not a curated record. Lineage: Eukaryota; Metazoa; Cnidaria; Anthozoa; Actiniaria; Aiptasiidae.
AUGGUUCAUUGCUGUGUGCCAGAGUGCACCAAUCACUCGUCCAAGACUGAAUCUGUCAGCUAUCAUAAAAUUCCCAGUGAUCAAGCUCUCCAGAAAGCAUGGAUUGGUCACAUWAAGCGAGCGAACCUUCCUCCGCUCAAAAAUUGCUAUGUUUGUAGCGAACACUUUGAAGAUUCCUGCUUUGAAGUUAAUCUAAUGGAGCAGCUUAUGGGUCAGAAAAGAAAGCGAAGACUUAAAAGAGAUGCCGUUCCAUCCAUAUUUAACUUUUCYAAGGAAUCCAAACGAAGAGCUAUUUCUGAAAAUAGACUCAAACGUAAACAAGACCAAGAGCUCUCUAACCUGGAUGUCAUUAACCUAAAUGGUGAUGGUCGUUGUGACAGCCCUGGGCACAAUGCCAAGUAUGGCACAUACACCAUGAUGAAAAAUGACACAGGAAAGAUUSCUAUCUUUAAUAUUGUACAAUGCACUGAGGUAACUAGCUCUAAUGCCAUGGAGAAGGAGGGCUUUGUGCGUUGCGUCAACACAUUGGAGGAAUCUGUCAAUAUAAAAAGGAUCACAACCGACCGUCACACUGGCAUCACCAGCACUAUGGCUACAGAUUUCAGUCAUAUUAAACAUCAGUAUGAUGUAUGGCAUUUAUCUAAAUCUGUAGUCAAAAAGCUAAACAAGAAGGCAAAACUGAAGAAGUACCAAGAACUUGCUCCUUGGAUACAGUCAGUAUCUAACCAUCUUUGGUGGUGUGCUGCAACAUGCCAGGGGGACUCUGAACUCCUCAGAGAAAAAUGGAAAUCUGUCCUGCAUCAUAUAGUCAACAAACAUUCCUAGAGGGAUGCAGAGUUAUUCAAGAAGUGUGAUCAUCCUUGCUUGAAUCGCAGGGAAGUUCGCAGCAAGUGCUGGUUGAAGCCAGGUUCGCCAGCCCAUGUUGCCCUGGAGGAGGUUGUUCUUCAACCCAAGCUCCUUAAUGACUUGGCUAAGUAGACAGAAUUUUGCCAUACAGGGGGUCUGGAGGUAUGUCAUUCCUUAAUCCUCAAGUACUGCCCAAAGAGAGAGCACUUCUCAUACAAUGGCAUGGUUGCACGCACUCAACUGGCUGCACUAGAUAACAACCAUAAUGCUGAGAGACAACAGGCUGUCAUCCAGAAAGGGCCAAGGAGCGGAGAGCAACGCUACCGCAAGAGCUUUCCAAAGACUCACAAACGUUGGGUUGUAAAACCUGUGAAAGAGAAGAAAAGCUAUGCUUUUUUAACACAGCUGCAAGUGAAAGUUCUCCAGUUGUGUGAGGGUGGAAUGGAGACUGCAGAAAUUGAUGCUUUCUUUUAUAUUUCACUAUAA